AGCUACCGUCACGAUCUCACCGUUCCUCCUCUCACUCCACGCCAUGUACCGUCACAUCUGGACAGCCCUCAUGGUGGGCGUGGUCAUCGUGAGCGUGUUUCAGGUGAGCGUGACUCAGGCCAAGCCCGACCCCAACCAGUUGGCUGCCAUGGCUGACGCCCUCAAGUACCUGCAGGAACUGGACAAGUACUACUCCCAGGUAUCACGACCCAGCCUUCGUUCGUCGCCAGGUCCCGCCUCCCAGAUACAGGCCCUGGAAAAAGCCCUAAAAUUCCUUCAGUUACAAGAGUUGGGCAAAAUGUAUUCCCUUAGGGCCAGGCCGCGAUUCGGAAAGCGUAGCGAGUAUGCCAUGGUUCCUGGUGAUGCUUUGGUGAGUUACGACGGAAGCGAGUGAGAGACUCCUGGAGACGCUGGCUCGUAAGAGGUGAACAUAAUAUGAUUCCCUCCUACCACUACCACCACCCCACCCCCCCUACUGACGUCACCCCUCCCUCCCUCUUCCCUAUCACCGUCGGCCCUACUCUUUCUCUCUCUCAGGUUUCCUUUUCACUCCUCACCUGAGCCUUCCUUCUCACUAAGCUUCCCUGAGACUCAGAUUUAAGCUUCCUGGCUACUCUUCACCUUCAUCAUCGUCUGGUCCCUAACUCUGACUUCCAUCUUUCACCUUAAUUACCUACAGAUAAAUCAUUAAUAAAACUUAAUUUUCUCAACCUCUAAUCUCAAAUCUUCAAUCAAACCCACUGUAACUUUCAACCACUUGCCGUCCACACCACUCUACUAGUUCAGCUGGCUUACUCUUCACUACUCGUUUCUCACCAAGAACCGCCGACUUCCCAAGACCCCCUUCACAGGACGCCGUUUUAAUACCCUACCCGGCAGCCCCUCCCCCCCCACCCCCCCUCCCCAAGAGUGACGCGUCAGCUGGUUGGAGGUUCCAGCUAAGAAAUAAUUUCGACCAAUAGACAGAGAGAUCCAGCCCCUUUGGACCAGCAGGCGCGCCAUCUACCGGCGGUGUUCUCCACAUGUUCUUCUUGAUACCUCUGUAGUUAUGGCAUUCGAGAAAAUAAACAAAUGCACGUUGUGUAUUAAAUGUGGUACA
This is a messenger RNA of Homarus americanus (American lobster), 1099 nucleotides long. RefSeq names its product neuropeptide F-like. Gene Ontology annotation, molecular function: hormone activity. The transcript has 4 exons. Lineage: Eukaryota; Metazoa; Arthropoda; Malacostraca; Decapoda; Nephropidae. The record is from RefSeq and is a predicted model, not a curated record. The coding region runs from base 44 to 394 and encodes 116 amino acids. Gene Ontology annotation, cellular component: extracellular region.